This is a messenger RNA of Purpureocillium takamizusanense, 4472 nucleotides long. RefSeq lists its product as uncharacterized. NCBI's taxonomy places the organism in Eukaryota, Fungi, Ascomycota, Sordariomycetes, Hypocreales, Ophiocordycipitaceae. Gene Ontology annotation, molecular function: ubiquitin protein ligase activity. The coding region runs from base 523 to 4365 and encodes 1280 amino acids. The record is from RefSeq and is a predicted model, not a curated record. The transcript has 2 exons. Gene Ontology annotation, biological process: protein polyubiquitination.
AACCGCUGCAACUUUCUUUGCACCCGCUACCAGCGGUCUUGGCCGGCUACCUCACACGGCGGUCCCGCCACGCCCUCCGUGCCAAUUCCUGACCUGCAAACCAGACGCCCACUGCCGUGUCCAUCAACCGCCCGCCUCAUCCCGCAAAUCAUCCAUCUCAACUCUGUCGACCUGAACCACCGCAUCGCUGCCUCCCCACCCUAAUAUCUCUGCAUCCUCGCCGCUACCGUCAUCAGAUACAGUCCACGCGCCUUCAUUUACAUCAGUAGAUACUUGCGCUCUGAUCGACGAUAGCGCACUCGUCGCCCUCACCCUGCAGCAUGCGCAACUCCCCAACGCACACAUAGCUCACCACGACGCCGCAGCAGCUCAAGGUCACCGACAUGCAUCCGAUCACCGGCGCCGACGCUGUCGAACCCGUCCACGGCGGCCAACCGAGGGCACGAGGUGACAGCGUCAUCGAGCAACCAGAUCUGUUAGCCGGGCUCUGGCAGGAGGCGCCUUUCGCCCGCCUCCCUGACGAUGCGCCCCCGGAACUUCAAGCCCUGGUUCGAGACGUCGAGAAUCCACGCCGCGUGUACGCUAUCUAUCGGGCCAGCCGGCGGCACGACUUCCAGCUCCUCGUCGACAGGUACGUUAGGCUUCAUAAUCAAGCUCCCUACGGCCUGCCCUUUAUUGAUCAGUAGCAGAUAUGUGGUUCAGCUUCGAAACGGCUGCGGCUCCCCCAAGUGUUCGACCGCGACGUGUUUCACCUGUCGAAAACGACUUGCAGGCAAAGCGCCCAUUCGACGGUAUAACCCCACGAGCGCAAGGACGCUGGCCGUUUAUCUCGCGAGCCAAGAUAAUCCCGACAAGGGCCUCUGUCCGGACCUCCACCGAUCCAAGGAGCCGCCCGCGGCCACCAACACACUCAUCUUCGGGGCCAAGUUCCCACCCCCGCCGCCACAGACUCACAAACGCCAGGGGCAUGCAUCUGUGCCGGUCAAACGAAUGACCAAAGCCGCAGACGACGUGGAUCCCGCUCCGACAAAACACCGCAGUUCGUCUUCCCCCGGCAGACAUCACGACGUCAGCCCCGAACCUACAGGCGGUUCAAGACAUGAUGCGAAGGGUCGGACCACGGCAACGCAGCCAGGGCCAAAGCUUAGCAUUUCAGAGCGACCAGCUACGAAGGAUUAUAGAUCGUUCGCAGCUACCGUCUUCGGCACGGCAGCGUUCAAAAUGCUAGAGUGGCUCACGCCACAGGGCAUCGAACAUAUCUCUCGAUCCCUCCGCGAUGUAUCCGACGAAGGGACGGCCGAAAAUGUUGAGGGUCUCGAUACUACAACAGUUCAUGAAGUGCACUCAACACCUGACGCGAAGCGCGUUCCUCCGGAAGCAACUGAACCCAACCAACACGGCCGUGAGGCGAGCCCAGCAAGUCAUGAACCCAACAGGCGAGCGGCAAGCCGCACAAAAUCAGAAGAUCCAGAGUUGCCUCGGCAUACCCCUAGGCACAACCGGGGCACCAAAGGCUCACUCCGAGCUCCACUGUCUCCCGAAUCUAAGCGACGAGGUUCUUUGGAAACCAAGAGUAUACCAGCCAAAGAGGAGACUAAGGCAACGCCUAAGAGUACACCGCUGAACAGUUUUCACCCGGAUAAGAGACAGCGGGCUGCGCGGCUUGCGCCAAGCGUCGUCGCCAGAGGCGUGCCCGAGAUCCCCUCAAAACCAUCAUUUUUCGAGAAUGUACCCGUCUUGUCGCCGCCGGCCGUCGAGGAAGUAAGAGAACCCGAAGCGAGCUCCUCCGGCCAGGACGACACCGACAACGAAGGUACAGAUGGUGUCAACAGCCCCCUUGAAAAUCGACCCAACACGCCAGUAAAGUCGGACUUUGCUGAGAUAGCUUCAGAGGACACCCCAUGGAUCGAAUAUCCACUACCGCAGUCCCUGAGUCGGCUUGACGUUGAGCUAGUUGACUUCAUCUGCGACACCUUCCACGAAGAUCGGACUGCAGAAAGGCAGUUCUAUGGCCCCCUGCUGGCCUCCGAGAUUUACCCUACUCCUCAAAACCGACCUCGGUCACUCGUCCGGCGGCGUCGACCGGGUCAGAGUGUUCCCCGAGCGCAGUGGAAAGCCUUCAACGAGCAAACAAUCUUUGACGUUUUCAGCGACCCACACUCUCUCGUCCAUUCGUUCACUCAGAACGGGAAGCUUUACGAUUCGCAGACCUUGUGGUAUUGCAUGCUCCGCAUGACUCGGGCUGCGCCAAGUCUUGUCCUACAUAGCCUCUGGAUGGCCGCCAAGAGUCUCUUCGUGCCUCCAGAGUCGCUUAAGAACGUGCGUUCGCAGACCGGAAAGCUUCUCGGCGGUGAUAUCGAUUCGCUCAGCAAUUUCGAGGCUGGAUGCGUCAUGUCCGUCUGCCUUCACGCCCUUGUGGCAGCGGCCCCGUGCGUGGCGGACUCUAAGACAUUGUACGAAAUGUCUAGGAUCCGCUCCCACGGAUUGGUACUGGCGGGAAGUGGCGCAACUGCCAGACAACCCUCUUCCAUGUGCCUAGAGUACGAGGACGUCUUCUCCAACGACUUGGCUCUGAGGCUGGCGAGGAGGCUCUUUUGUGCCAUCACUGCACGCCGAUGCUUUGCUGACAUUGCCGAAUGUGAUUUGAGCUUGCGUGGUAGCGAAACCGACUUUGAUGUCCUUCGACCACUCCUCAGCCAACUAGAUCUUCUGAGCAAUGAGCCAGCACGCGUCUUAGAAUUCACGCCCGCGGAGCGCCUUUUACACGAGACUCGAGUGCCGACUCUGCUCUUGGAUUGGGCAAGAGCGGUGCUGCUGAGAGAGUGGGACGGCCGACCGGAGUUUUCGAGCGAUGGCCCCUUUCACGGGGCGCUGUCUCUCGUGGCAACAUUGUACGAAAACAGGAACAUGCUCCUUCUCGGUGACGUCCAAUUCCGAGUCGACCACUUCUCCGAACGGCUGGACCCAAUGGAGAUGCCAGUAACUUGGGCAGACUUUACCUCCACGAGGCGGAGGAACCACCUCUUGGAUUACCCCUAUCUAUUCACUCCAGACGCUUUGGUUUCAUUCUUCCGUUCCAUCAACUUUUCGAGAAUGAGCACAACGUUUGAGGAGUCGAGCUCCCUCAAGACCAGGAUGAACGCUAUCGUUGACCCAGGCAGCCUGGUGACGAAUCCCCACCAUAAGCACGUGUUGCAGGAUUUACUCCGGACUGCCUCCUCAAAGUAUUUGGUCCUUGACAUUGGGCGGGACAAUGUCGUCCGCGAUGCAUUCGACCAGUUGUGGCGGCGCCAGGAACGAGAGCUUUUGCGGCCGCUCAAGAUUCACCUCGGCGAGGACGGUGGCGAGGAAGGCUUCGACUCUGGUGGCGUGCAGCAAGAGUUUUUCCGCAUGGCGAUUGCGGAGUGCCUCGAUCCCCGUUUUGGGGCCUUCACUGUCGAUGAGCGGACAAAGAUGGCGUGGUUCGUUCCUGGAUCUAUGGUUGAAGACUGGAAGUUCGAGAUGAUGGGCUUGUUGGUGUCGCUCGCCAUCUACAACGGGCUAACGCUACCGGUGACGUUUCCCAAGGCCCUAUAUCGCAAGCUCCUUGGUGAACCCGUGGAGCAACUAUAUCACAUUGCGGACGGGUGGCCAGAGCUGGCCAGCGGACUGACAACACUGCUCGAGUGGGACGAAAAAGACGGCCUGGUCGAGGACAUCUUUGCUCGCACAUACGAGUUUUCGGUGUCGGCGUUUGGGCGUGACGUUACGCGUGAAAUGACGGCGACCGCAUCUUCGUGGCCCCAGGGUCUCAGUGGAUUGCAGCGGAGAGAGUCCUUGGUGUCUGGGGAUGACGAGGCGCCGCUGGUGACGAACGCCAACCGCGACGACUAUGUGAGCGACUACAUUCGGUACCUGACUGAUAUAUCCGUGCGACCUCAGUUCCUUGCGUUCGAGCGUGGCUUCCGCGCAUGUCUAGAACUAAAGUCGCUGUCGCUUUUGACCCCCCCGAUCCUGCAAUCCAUCGUCGAGGGCAUUCAGGAGAUUGACGUCUCGGACCUGAGGCGGUACGCAAGAUACGUGGGCUGGGACUCGUCUCACCAAACGAUACGCGAUUUCUGGUCCAUUGUCAAGCGCUACGACGACAGGAUGAAGCGCAAGCUACUUGAGUUCGUCACGGCGUCAGACCGGGUGCCCGUGGGCGGAAUGCGCAACCUGCAAUUCGUGGUGCAGAAGAACGGCGAGGAGGACGGCGAAGGCGGCCACCUACCCACGGCGUACACAUGCUACGGCACACUACUCCUGCCACAGUAUCGCGACAAAGAGGUCCUUCGCGAGCGGCUGGGAAUGGCUCUCGAGAAUGCGCAGGGAUUCGGCUUUGCAUAAGCGUGUGGGUGUUGACUUUUGUACUGUAGAAUCAUACAAGCAUAGAUGGCAGGCGGUGCCGCUGUCGAUUUAAUAUGAGCGUAGCGACGAGCGCCUGACUGUUAGUC